UGCAGGAGAGUUCGAGGUUUGUUUGAAGAGGCAAGGGAGAGAAGAUGGCGUGGGCGGGAGUAGGCAAGUUAUAAGUAACAUGAAUAGUAACAAAAGCCUAAUCAGAUGUUAUCUCGUUAUUUCAGUUUUGAUAAAUUGAAGAAAGUUACGAAGUGCUUGCUGUUGAACUUUCUUUGUGAAAUUGCCCAAGAAAUACACAACUGUGCCAAGGAUUUAUUUUAAUGUAAGUUAUGUUUUAGAUAAUUGAGAAGUAAAGUUUUUACCCAAUUGAAGUACUUAAGCAAGCGAAAGUUUAAAGAUCAGACCAUCAAACUAUUAUACAGCAAACUUUUUUUCGACAGUGGACCGUAUUAAGGUGUGGAUCUCUUAGGCAUAUGUUCCAUAAUCUUUCCACCAUUUGUGCAGAAUGCUAGAGCGUCCAUCAAGAAUCGACAACUUGUGUUUGAAGAGGAUUGUGAGAAUUUGUGUUUUGAAUUAUUUAAUAAUGGAUUAAUGAUGGAUUUAAUAAUGGAUUAAUGAUGGUGGUUUAGUAGUUGCAGGUCUAGGUAAAAAAUUUAAUUUCGACUAACAACGCUUGAUGAUACUCCAAUGAUAAUAAUAGAACCAGUGUAAAUAUUACCAGUUGUAAACGUAAACUUUGGUGGUUGGGUAUUGGUCAAUAUGGGGUCAAUGUGCAUACCUGCAAUUGACCAUAAAGCAACAAAUGAAGUAUGUAUACAUGUUGCUAUGAAUCGGUUUUGAAGUCGAGUGCUGCCAUGUGUCAGAGGCAGCAACCACUUUAACAGUGAACUGACAUUGACCCUUGAGAGACAAAAUUAUGCAGGAAAAAUUAUUUUUGUCCUUCUGUGCCAAGCUCAUUUUAGGCUACAUAACAGCAAAGCAGAUUUUUGCUGAAGAUGCUUUUUUCAUGGCAACCGCAGAUAUCGAUGAUGACAAGAGCGUAAUGGAAAAUAUAAUUGGUGAAUCUUUUCAUUAUUGCAGUAUGGAUCCCAACUGCAACAUCUUGUUACACAGUAGUAACACAAAGAAAUACCUUGAAAAGCUGCCUGAUAAUGUGCCAAAGGAAACAAGGGUCUUUAUAAAGCAAAAAAGGAAAAAGGAUCCUGAGCCAGAUAUCGAUGAGUGCAAAACUGGAUCACACGACUGUCAUAUGCAUGCUCGUUGCACGAAUACAGAUGGCUCUUUUCACUGUGCUUGUUCUAAUGGACAUUCGGGGGAUGGAAAAACCUGUGUAGAUGUGAACGAGUGCCUGGUGGGCAUUCAUUCGUGUGACGUCAAUGCUAUCUGCCACAACACGAUAGGGUCAUUCUCGUGUAUCUGCAAAGGUGGUUUUCAAGGGAAUGGAACGUCAUGCACACCUUUUUGGGAAACAGGAUACAUAUACAAACCGAACUACAGUAUGGGUGAUAUUGAAAGCAAAGAUGAUUGUUACCAGCGAUGCAAAAAUGAAGGCUAUGCCAGGGCUAUGUUUAAAGAGUCAGGACGGUGCAGCUGCUCGACGACAAGCGCAAAUCCAGUAUCAAACGCGGAGUACAUUACACGAAUUAUUAUAAACUAAACAAAGGUAGGUGAUUUAUGAGUAAAAAACAAGCUCUAAGUUAACCGUGAUUCCUAAAGUUCUGCUACGUUUUUUUGCCUGAUUCCCCCGAUUAUCAAUCCCGAAUCCCGGUGUUAUCGAUUCCUGAAUCCCGCUCAAAAAAAAAUUUGCCAAUUCCCGAUACCCGACUCAAAAAAUGACGAUAACCGCUUCCCCGAAAAACAUCUUGGGUACCUUCAGAGAACAGAUACAGUCAAUUACUAUAAGUAUGUAAAUGGCAACAAAAGACAAAAUAAACCAAAGUUUUCAUUGGAAGUUCAAGACGCUGUUUCAAAAAUAGAACAUUUUUGGCUUCAAAAAUGCCCACUAUAUGCUGACGAAACAGAUACUUAAGUUCAUGUCAGUUCAAAUAAAACUGAAUCCAUGUCUGUAAUUAAUAGAAUGUAUUAGUAGAGACACUUUUAGGGUACAAAUGUAACUAAUAGAUAAACGAUGAUGACGAUGAUGAUGAUGAUGUAAACAGAGCAAUGCAUAAUUCUGUAUACUUUAGAGUAAACUUUUAUCGGCACAAGAUUUAUUACCAGGAACCAAAGGGUCAUGCAUUUAACAUUUUAACUUGAACAGCAUACGAGAGGAAGAAAAUGCCUGCAGCUCAGUUUAAACUCAACGGUACCCUUAAAAAUGUAUUCUAGUUUUGUUUAGGUAGGGUUGUAUCGUGAACAAUAACAUUUGUAACGAACAAACACGGAUAAUUUUUCUAAUUCAGUUUAUGAGCAAUUUCAGUCAAGUUUAUUAAUCUUUGUUCAUCAAGGCCGAUUUCCAUUUGACAUUUUUUGUCCGCGCGGGCGUAGCGCCCAAAUCUGAGCAUUUCUGGCAAAAGCACCCGCAGCCCCCAUGCUUCGCAUUGCCUGAAGUAGAGGUUUUGCUAUCGACUUACAAUAAAUAGACAAGAAUGAAAAUGGCCAUAGGCUUUUAGGUAAAUAUAUUAAAAUCAGGUAAUACACUAUCAUCAUUCUAGCCCAUUGAAUUUAGUCUGGCCUUCGUGUAAAAUAACAGUACAAAAAUGCACUUUGUUACGUAGUUACGUAGGAAGUAAAGUUGUGUAAGUGUUCUAGUAAUUUUACAGUGCUGUCCGACGUACCUUCGUUCAUUGUGAUAUACGGAACCUACCAGUUUUGGAUAAUUAAAAAUGUUAUCCCAUAAAGACACUUGACCAAACUGCCCAACCUCCUCCCCCUGGUCACUGUGCAACUGUUCUAAAAGUAACCAGCUUUAGCACCUUUAAUCCACAAACUCUACCUUUAUCGUUAGCAUAUAGAAUAGCUGUGACUAUAAUCUGCCAUUAAAUUGGCUUUGAUUAGUUUAUUUAGAGCCUAUUAUGAACCUAUAAUACGA
This is a messenger RNA of Rhopilema esculentum, 2932 nucleotides long. RefSeq lists its product as uncharacterized. The record is from RefSeq and is a predicted model, not a curated record. NCBI's taxonomy places the organism in Eukaryota, Metazoa, Cnidaria, Scyphozoa, Rhizostomeae, Rhizostomatidae. Gene Ontology annotation, molecular function: calcium ion binding; heparin binding.